This is a messenger RNA of Pygocentrus nattereri (red-bellied piranha), 2670 nucleotides long. Its product is annotated as CMRF35-like molecule 6. NCBI's taxonomy places the organism in Eukaryota, Metazoa, Chordata, Actinopteri, Characiformes, Serrasalmidae. Gene Ontology annotation, molecular function: transmembrane signaling receptor activity. The transcript is spliced from 7 exons. Gene Ontology annotation, cellular component: plasma membrane. The record is from RefSeq and is a predicted model, not a curated record. Bases 1397 to 2524 code for a protein of 375 amino acids.
AUUAAUUUAAUUUAAAUUCAAAUUUAAUUAAAAUCACUCAUAUGAUUGUGAUUUCUCUUUGUCUUGUUGUUAGUGACUGCUGGCUAGCUAGUUUCAUAAGACUAGAAGAUUUAUUUAUUUUGUAAAACCAAGCAAAAAGCUUCUAUAUCUAUUUUUUUUCGUGUGAUACCUACAUAUUGCUACUAUGAAAACAAAACCUCCUACCUCUAAAAUGGUAACUUUUUAAGAGAAGGAAAAAACUUUCUUAACAUUUAUUGGAAGUUAAUCUAAAAAGAUUUUUCCCCCAAGAAAUUUCAGACCAUUUCUUUUGGACCAUUCAUUGUUAAACACACAAUGCAAGGAGAAGCUGAUGUUUUCAAAUUAUGUACAAAAAAAAGAAAAAAAAAAGACAAAAAUGGAAAUCCAAGGUUUAGUUCAGACAGUCAUGCUACGUAGGCUUUCCAAGUGUCCUUUUUUAUGGACAGAGAGUCCAGUUUUGAUCUCUGUCAUUCCUACCCAGAGUCUGAUUAAGUCUCACUCUAAAGGCAUUUGAUUUGUUGUGCUAUUUUAACCCAUACUGCUCUGUGAUUGAGAUAUCAUAGAUCUAUAUGUGGAGUCGGUACUGAACAAAAGAAAACCUGAUAUUAAAACUUUUUAUCAUCUAAGUGUGAGUCUAAGGUGUUUUAACAUGCAGAUAACCAGUCAGAUAUGUCACUGCUCUUGGUUAACCAGCUCAGUGUCUUAAUAUCAAAUCAAAUCAAAUUUAUUUGUAUAGCGCUUUUUACAACGGAUGUUGUCGCAAAGCAGUUUCACAGAAUUCCAGAAAAGACCAAAUAGACUUGACAGUAGAUAUUAUGCAGUAGACUGUGCUGUGCAGCUAAUGCAUAGUGUGUUUCAAGUGGUGAAAAAGUCACUCAUACAUGUGUUUUAGACAGAUCAUGUAUUAUUUUCAUCUUAAUACUUAAAUCUAUUUUUGAUCCACAAACUUUUCAGUUAGAGGUUUAUUGCUACAAUAAAUACUUUGAAGUGCAUGUAUUAAUAUUUUCUGUUUCUAAUUUUUAAUUUCAAGUUCAGAAUGUUUUGAAUAAAUGCUGAAUGGCAUAUUCUUAAUUUUACACAUCUUUAAUACUAUUGAUCAGUACACUUAAAUCACGUGGUAUGAACUCUGCGUCCCCCCAAAAGUUGAAAUGAAACCGACACCACUGCUGAUAGCUCUUGAGAUGUUUUGCACCGUUAUGAGCAAAACAUCUAAAUGUUGCCUCACCACAAGUUUCCACUGAUUUGAGCUGUGCCUUAAGUGCCACAGUGUUAUAUUAUUUCCUUUGCAAAAUAGCACUUAAAUUAAAAAUGUGAUUUUCACUUAAAAAGUGAUUUUAGUGAUUUUUGGAGCAAAUUUUUAAUUUAUGCGGCCUUGAGGAUGGAUACUGGACCAAUUUUCAUAAUAAUUCCCCUCAGUCUGCUACUUCUGAAUCCAUUAGAAGCUGGACUGUCAGCACCGCGACAUGUGAAUGGCACAAAGGGAGGCAAUGUAACAAUACGCUGUAAAUAUGACAUUAAAGCCCACAGUUCUUCACAGUCCUGGUGUAAGGUGUUACACUCUUACACUGACCAAUGUGAGAACACUGUCAGUCCUGUUUACAAGGACCUUAAUGGAAGAGUGAGAAUUGAAAAGCACUCCAACUAUUUUGAUGUCAUUAUGGAGAGUCUUCAGAUGAAAGAUUCUGGAACUUAUCGCUGUGUAUAUGGGUACCCGCAUUACUUCAAUGAAUGGAAGAUAUUAACAGCAGAUGUUGAACUUAUUAUAACAGAUCCACAGAUAUUUUUAACAACUUCAGCAGUGGCUACAAUAAACACUGUUACAAAGAGAUCUGCCAAAACUGUUACAGCAAGAAAAGAUAUGCAUCUUGCCAAAGCAUCAAGUAAAGCUUCGAGUCCUAUCAAAGGAGCUCUCAGUCAAAGUCCUCUGCUCUAUGGCAUCAUUUGUCUCCUUGCCAUCAUAGCCAUUACUCUUCUGAUGAUUUUACUCAAACUGUACUGCAAAAGACGCAAAGAUCGUGUACAAAGUCCUGAUCUUGGUGGAGGCACUUUUCACAUGAGCGAUAUCAGAAAUGACUUAUAUCUUGCAAAUCCUGUCCCUAAACCACCUUACACUGGAUGUACAGAUGAUUCAUCCUCUACUAGCUCAGAGAGCUCAGGUCAUUCAUUCGGGAACAAAUCUGUCAGCACCCACCAUCAGUAUCUGACUAUAAUACCCACUUGUAAGGAUGCAGACUAUGAAAAUGUCCCUGAAGAAAUGCCUUCAGUUCUGCCAGACUAUGAAAAUAUGACUCCAGACAAAGACCAGGACUACGUCAAUAUACCCGAAUCCCAGAACACAUCUUCCACUGAGGACCAAGACGAUGAGGCUGGCCAUCCUAAAGGAAAAUGGAAAAAGAGUACAGCCAGCUGUAAGAGCAGCAGCAGCAGUGAGAGCAGCAGCAGUGACGAAAGUGAAGAAGAAUCAGUAAAUUACAGCUUGGUUGUCUUUAAAAAAGGCACAGAGUAGGUACUCAAAAGACACAGGCUUCCAUGCUUUCUAGCCACAUCAUCUUUUUUUGGGCAGGCAAAAUGCUAAAAGCCUAAUUUUCAUUUUUCUAUCAAGUUACUGACAUUAAUGUUUGCAGCACUAUAGCAAAUUCUGCAUUUCAAGUA